UUCCAGCCUUGAUUGCGGGUCCUCCUCCCCUUCCCACACACCAGUUUGUGGUCGCUGAGCCCCUGAACAUUGUUACUUUUUGCUUUUUUAACCUCCUGGUGGGAACCUAUUCUGUUUACUCGUUGCUUUUUUCUCCUGGUUGCUUAACCGCGACUGUGGCUUGGAUGAAUCCAGCUCGCUUGCAAUAUGGCUGAGCUUCUCAGGACUUCUCCAUGUUCACUUUCUUUGAUAGGUGUAGUGGCGUAGUGGCGUAGUGGAGAUUUUUAUUUUUGCCUUUUGAAACUAUUUCUUCGAUUCCGGAGCAGCUGAUGCGAUUGUCGUUCUGGAAAUUUUUGCAGUUCUUAGUGAAGUCUACCUACACUCGAGGCAGAAUUGUAGUUGUUUGUGGUUUGUGAAUUGUCGCCAUGGCUGCCUUGCCGACUAUUUGCUUGUCAGCUAUUAGGGCACUGAUUCCUGGCGGUUCGUGGGAUGCGACCGGUGCACCUUCUAGCGCUUCUUCUAGUGCACAACCGUCAGGCGCUCCAUCGUCAUAUAACUCCUUGCCUGUCACUUCUUGUAGAAAUGUUGAUAAGAAUUUGUAUUACAAGGAAGCGGACGAGAAAUCAAGAGAGGUUGAUCAUGCCGAGCGAGAUUAUGAAUUCGCAGGGUUGCAGAGGUUUGGGCGCGCCAGUCUCGUUGCCAUAGCGGCAGCCUCGCUUUGCUACUCUAGUCCAGAUCCUGCGCUUGCCUUCCGGGGCGGUGGGCCAUACGGACAAGAGGUGACCCGCGGGCAGGACCUGACUGGACGGGACUACAGUGGAUUGACUCUAAUAAAACAAGACUUUAAAACGUCCAUACUGCGGCAGGCAAAUUUCAAAGGAGCGAAGUUGUUAGGUGCGAGCUUCUUCGACUCAGACUUAACAGGAGCUGACCUUACUGAUGCGGACCUUAGGGGAGCUGAUCUUUCAUUAGCAAGACUAUCAAAGGCCAAUUUGACUAAUGCCAAUCUAGAAGGAGCAUCAGUCACUGGCAAUACUUAUCUCAAAGGAUCCAUUAUUACUGGCGCGGACUUCACUGAAGUGAAUUGGAGGGAUGAUCAACGAAAAGAAUUGUGCCUAAUUGCUGACGGAGUAAAUCCUGUGACCGGCAAUGCAACUAGAGAGACUCUACUAUGCGAUUGAUCGACACAUGAAUACCUCAGCUGUUCUGAGAUCCUAUUUUGCAGGCUUAGUUGAGCAGAAACUGAGCAUUGUGGAUGUCAAGCACAUCCAGCUACUUGCUCGAGCAGCUGUACAAGAAAUUUUGAAGACCGAAGUGCAAGUGUCAAGCAGAUUGAACAGAGAGACUCGUUUGGUUCACUGGUCUAUAGUGCACAUAAAUUGAAUUGGCACUAUAUUUCCGGUUUUAAUUGCAAACAAACAGGUGCUCUAAUUUUUUUUUUUUUUUUUUUUUUUUAUAUAAGAUAUAUUUUUGGUUUUAAUUGCAGCAGAAUUGGAACUUCAUAAUUGCAGCUUAGCCUAGCAGAGGAAACAAGAGCUCUCAUGUCACAGACGAUUACUGCACUGAAUUGUAGAAUAUGUAGGACGCUUACCUGUCAUUUCUCGGAAGAGUCUUGAGGCAUGACUUUGAAAAAGCCAGGGAACUUGCACAAGACAUCGUUAGAGAUGGUAUUUCUAGCGUUCUUGUGUGAGGAUUAAGGAUGUCUCAGAGAUGUGACUUGAACGAAGUUAAGAGCGGAUUGUCAGGGUGGAGAUGAUAGAUAUCUUGAAUACCUCUAAAUUUGUCCCGUUCGCCUAGAUCAUUAUGCUGAACGGCAAAUCAGUUCACCACGCAACGGAAAUGGGCAUGUGGGUUGAUUGCAAAUUUGGCUGAAUGUGCGAGAAAUCGUCCGAUGAAGUAUCCAACAAUAAUGCCA
This is a messenger RNA of Physcomitrium patens, 1894 nucleotides long. Its product is annotated as thylakoid lumenal 15 kDa protein 1, chloroplastic. Lineage: Eukaryota; Viridiplantae; Streptophyta; Bryopsida; Funariales; Funariaceae. The record is from RefSeq and is a predicted model, not a curated record. Gene Ontology annotation, cellular component: chloroplast thylakoid.